Messenger RNA from Stegastes partitus (bicolor damselfish), 1881 nucleotides. RefSeq names its product zinc finger protein 414 (gene znf414). The record is from RefSeq and is a predicted model, not a curated record. The coding region runs from base 284 to 1288 and encodes 334 amino acids. Lineage: Eukaryota; Metazoa; Chordata; Actinopteri; Pomacentridae. The transcript has 5 exons.
CCCACAUGCAAACACAGAACCUGUGUUUGUGUCAGAUCUCACGACUUCUCCAAUCAGAUUGUUAUCACAUCACUUAAAAGUGUGUCAGUGAGUUUUUUGAUACAGUUUUAUAUCACAUAUAUAAGUUAUUUCAUUGCCGGUGGUAACAGUGGCCUUGAUGACGCUGAUACUUCAGGAGAACGAAAGCCUCAAGGCUAAGUGUGCACCGGUUCACCGCACGGCAUUCUGGUCGUUGUAGUCCGUUUUUGCACUUCUUCGAUUGUUACCACUGCAGAGGGUAGACAUGACUGCGACCAUGAUGUCUUCGGGCAGCACCAUCCUGCAGACGUCUGAAAAUGAUAACGGAGGAAACAAGAGGAUACCGUGUCCGCUGCACGGCUGUAAGCGGGUGUACGCAGACAAGAGCGCUCUUGAGAGCCACAUCCAGGACCAUGAGAUCCCGGCGCAGUCUCUUCCUGGUAAAGUGUUGAUGUGCUCCACCGUUGGCUGCAGUGGCUCCUUCCCAAACAUGCAGAAACUGAUGGAACAUAUGAGACAUCAUCACAAACCCAACUUAUUUUUCCAGUGUGAGAGCUGUCGCACCAAGUUGCGGUCCUAUCGUGGCCUCCUGACUCACCUGCACACCUGCUCCAAGGUACCACGGAGCAGAACAAAGCCUCCUGAACUGACACUCCCUUCGCCUGCUGCUGGGAACCACCCAAACGUGACCGCCACGGCCAUGGAUCAGCAACCCCCACAGCUUGAAUCAGUGUCUGCAGCCCAGCAACUACCUUCUCAAAUGCCAAACCAAGAUGGAUCCUUUCCCACUGCAGUUCCACAGCCAGACUCUGCUGGACCCCCUCUGCUCGGUCCACCCAUCUUGCCCCUCCCUGAGGCUUUCCCUCCUCAGCUUGCUCCCCCACAACUCACUGAGGCAACUCACCAGCCUCUGCUCAGGAAUGAAGCCUCUAAUCUGCCAUCCUCCCUAAACCUGGAUGGUCCAAAAGCAGCAUCUGACCGCCCUGAUGCCCAGGGUCUGCAGCAAACACAGAGCAGGUCUCAUGAGUCUGUCCACCCUGCUUCAGGAUCAGCACCUCACUCUCCUCCUGGGUCAACAGCUGUCUGGAAGAAGAAUCAAGGUAUAUCCUGCAACAGACGCAUCCUGUGGGAGCACACCAGAGGGCGCUACACCUGUGUGCAGUGUGGACACACUGUAACCAACCGCAAGGAAAUGACUCAACACAUCAACAGUCAACACAGUGGUAGCAAAGCUGCAGAAGACACAACAAACUCUGCCAAUAACACAUAAUGUGGAAACGCUCAUUUUCUGUGUCUGUCGAGGUUUUAGACAAACUGAACACUGUUUAUGUCCAGUAUGCUUUUACUAUGAAGCGCCUGCAUGAGUGAAGUCGAUGUAUAAAGUGAUGAUGUGAAUUUUUUCUGGAAAAAAAAAACGUUUUAAUUAGCAGAUUGCUGGGUCACAAACAAUGUGCUGUAGAGUUGCUGUCAUUUAUUCUGGGGAUACUUGACUGAAGGUUGUUGCCAUCAGAUGUUUUGAACUACACAACAUUGCAGCACCUGAAUUGCUGGUGAAGAUUUGGCUAUUAGUGACACAUUUGUAGAUCAUAAACAUUUGAUGCUCUCUUUCUCAAUUAACUACAACACAGAGAUCAACACUGAUCAGACAUAAAUCAUUGUGCAGUGUUGUUUGUUACAGAUAGGAUGGAAAAGCAAACUUGACUGAUGUAUUUACUGUGUGUGUAUUACACAGACAUUGUUACUCCUUCACAUGAUUUGCUUUAUUAACCUUUUCUCCGAUUUUGUAUCAGACCAAUCACAGGAUACAGCUGCUGUUAUUCUACAGUUUGUCAACUAAUCCAAUAAAAGAGCUAAACCAGCAAA